Boleophthalmus pectinirostris (great blue-spotted mudskipper) is the source of this 2385-nucleotide messenger RNA. It is a transcript of the gene eif3s10, whose product is annotated as eukaryotic translation initiation factor 3, subunit 10 (theta). Gene Ontology annotation, biological process: translation reinitiation; formation of cytoplasmic translation initiation complex. Gene Ontology annotation, molecular function: mRNA binding; translation initiation factor activity. Lineage: Eukaryota; Metazoa; Chordata; Actinopteri; Gobiiformes; Gobiidae. The record is from RefSeq and is a predicted model, not a curated record. Gene Ontology annotation, cellular component: eukaryotic translation initiation factor 3 complex, eIF3e; multi-eIF complex; eukaryotic translation initiation factor 3 complex, eIF3m.
GGCAGGUCCUUUUUCCGCCAGCGCCGCUGCUGUACGUGCGUGCGUGGCUUUGAUGGACUGGUGAAAAUCUAAAGAUUUACUUCAACUCUGCCAGUCGAGUUUCUGUAGAAAGCCACCGAGAUGCCGGCGUAUUUUCAGCGGCCUGAGAAUGCUCUCAAACGAGCCAACGAAUUUCUGGAGGUUGGCAAGAAGCAGCCUGCCUUGGAUGUGCUCUACGAUGUCAUCAAGAGCAAGAAGCAUCGAACAUGGCAGAAGAUCCACGAGCCCAUCAUGCUCAAAUACCUGGAGCUGUGUGUGGAUCUGCGCAAAAGCCACCUGGCCAAGGAGGGUCUCUACCAGUACAAGAACAUCUGUCAGCAGGUGAACAUCAAGUCCCUGGAGGAUGUGGUUCGGGCCUAUUUGAAACUGGCUGAGGAUAAAACUGAAACGGCCAAAGAGGAGUCUCAGCAGAUGGUCCUGGACAUCGAGGAUCUGGACAACAUCCAGACUCCGGAGAGUGUGCUGCUGAGCGCCGUGAGCGGAGAGGACACUCAGGACCGUACAGAUCGGCUGCUCUUGACUCCAUGGGUGAAGUUUUUGUGGGAGUCGUAUCGUCAGUGUCUGGACCUUCUCCGAAACAACUCCAAAGUGGAACGCCUCUACCAUGACAUCGCUCAGCAAGCAUUCAAGUUCUGCCUGCAGGCUCGUUUAGUGGAGGAGAGGAAAAAGCGAAUGGAAGAACGAAAGAGGAAACGCAAAGACGACCGACGCAACGACUACUACCGCAUGAAAGAGGAGGAGGCCCAGCGCAUCCACGAGGAGCAGCUCAAGAAGGAGCGUGAGGAGAGGGAGCGCUUGGAGCAGGAGCAGCGCGAGGAGGAGGAGCGCGAAUACCAGGAGCGUCUGAGGAAACUGGAGGAGCAGGAGAGGAAGCAGAGAGCCCGACAACAGGAGAUCGAAGAGAGGGAACGGAAGAGAGAGGAGGAGAGGAGGGCUCCGGAGAGGGAGGAGAGGUCCAAGGACUGGGGCGAUAAAGAGGAGAAGGAGGGCGGCUGGAGGAAGAGGACUGAGGGCCGCGCUGAGGGGGAGAGAGAGUCGGAGUGGCGUCGCCCUGUACCCGAGCGUAGUGACUGGAGACAAGAGGGCCGUGAGGAGGAGCGAGAGGACCGCGAGGGCCCCUUCAGACGCGACGGGCCACGCAGGGACGACAGAGGAGGAAGGAGGGGCUUUGACGAUGACCGUCCUCUGCGGAGAGGAGGGGACGAUGAACGCCCCAUGCGCAGAGGCUUGGACGAGGACCGCGGGCCCAGGAGAGGAUUCGACGAUGACAGAGACCGUGGUCCCAGACGCGGAGGUGACGAUGACCGCGGUCCCAGGAGAGGGUUCGAUGAAGACCGUGGGCCGAGGAGGGGCUUUGAUGAUGGACCCCCGCGCAGAGGCCUGGACGACAGAGGUCCAAGGCGGGGAGCCGACGACGACUGGGGCCCCAGACGAGGAGGGGAAGAUCGGGACGAGCGCACCCCGAGGAGAGGCCUGGAUGAGGGACGGGACCGCAGAGGAGACGACUCCAAACCAUGGAAGCCCCUUGGACGCCCAGGCGGCUGGCGUGAGCGUGAGAAGGCCCGAGAGGAGAGCUGGGGCCCUCCUCGCAGUGGAGCUCGAGACGACGACGAGGAUGACGAAGGAGAAGAGAGAUCUGACCGCUUCAGAGACAGACGCCCCCCCAGAGACGAGGGUGUGUGGCGCAGAGGAGGAGAAGAGGGGGGCAGCUGGAGAGACGCUCGUCGUGAGGACCCAGAGCGGGGGGACAGAGAGAUGGGCCGUGACCGUGACGACCGUCGUGACAAAGACAGAGAUGAACGUCGUGGAGAACGGCGAGACAGGGACCGCCGUGACGACAGGGAACAGAGAGGACCACCCCGGGACCUCGAUGAUGGUGGUUCUUGGCGUCGUGGUGGUGGUGGUGGUGAUGAAAAACGCGAGGAGAGGGAGCGUCCCAGAGAACGAGCUCCAGAGCGAGACCGUGAAGAAGACAAGGCCUGGCGCACAGAGAAGGAAGCCCCUCGCCGUACCCCCAAAAAUGAAACCGAUGAUGACGGCUGGACCACUGUACGCCGUUAAUACAUAUAAGAUAAAUAUUAACAAUCAAAUGAUAACUUUAAACUAUAUCUCAUCCGCCAUAAGCUUUCGAAGGUGAAUAAAUGGCUACCAGCUUCUGAUAUCUGUGCAUUUGCUCUUUGAAUGAAAUAUCUGUAGACUGUAGCUAUUUUCCUGGAGUUUCUUUUAUUAAAGUUUAAACAGAGGCUAAUCUCAAAUCUUCAUCUAUCAAUUUGUGUGCACUUGUGUGGAUCUGUGGCUGCAACAUCCACAUCAAGCCUUUAAUAAGAAAUAAAACCUGUUUGCUCA